AUGACAGAAAGAUUAAACAUUACGAGAAACAGAACAUCAACCACAAUACACAACCAAGGAUCGACCCAAGCUUGUUGGGCUCAUGCUAUAGCAUCAUGCAUCAGAGCAGCACAAACCAAUAAAAUGGACUAUGAAGAUAUUGUACAGCGACUGCUAUUAGAAAUGGGUUCUACUGAACCACAAAAUUCUUUUGGAGUUUUGGAAACUAAGGCCGAGGAAUAUGGAGUUACCACAGAAUACCUCCAAUCAGCUGCUGAUGUACAAAACUCAAUUGAUGCUUCAUAUCGAAAAGAAAAUGACGGCCCAACUGGCAUUCUUCUAAAGAUGACCUUGAGAAAGAGCCAGUGGAGUUAUAUUGGAGGUCAAAGUUUUAAAAAAAGGUCAAAAAUCAUAUGGAGCGAUUUAUUAUCCAAUGCAGGCUCUGCUGGUCCUGGCAAUCCAGACUUGGGCCAUAGUUUGAGUGUUACAGGUUAUGCCACCCAAGGGAGUAAUUUUUAUUUGGUUUGUAAGAGUUCCUGGGGUGGUACAAAAGAAUUCUUAUUGGAUACCUCAACACUUUCCAACAAAGCAAGAUACCUAGAGAUCAAAAGCAUACCCUCUCACAAUAAGCUUGCAACAACAGAAUUAUCCACAUUUGAUGUGGAAGCUCCAUCUCUGCAGCCCCCAUUCAGAACAGAGUACUCAUCGUCCUUGCCUCCAAAAUUAACAGAGGUCUCUUCUGUGGUGCUUGGAUUCUCUAUUUUGAUUCAUGUCUGUUGGAUUAUUUUAUCUGGAGAAUCUCAUGUGCUUUUAUCAAUUCUCAUUGUUGCAGCACUUAUUUGCCUGGCGCUCCUCGCAAAAGAGAUCAAGAUACAAUCGAAAGGGAUCCAAAGAAGAAUGUACGGUUUCUUACUGGAUUAUUUCGCAAUGCUUCUAUGUUUAGUAUUUUUCAUAUUCGAUCUAUACCAAGCAAGAGCUGCAGCCAAUCCAAAACCUUCGAAUCCUAUAGCAUAUGGGAGAAAGUCAGACUAUGCUGUUUGA
Molecule: messenger RNA, 1020 nt
Organism: Cavenderia fasciculata
Lineage: Eukaryota; Evosea; Eumycetozoa; Acytosteliales; Cavenderiaceae
Exons: 2
Coding region: 1-1020 (339 amino acids)
Source: RefSeq, a predicted model, not a curated record